AUGGUGCCUGAUCCACACGCCUUGUCCUGUUCCUAUCAGUUAGGGGUGUCCUCCAGUUCAGAGAAUCCAGGGGGUGGACUGUCAAGAGACCCAAAGGUACCUUCUGGGUUUUUUUUUCCAGGAACAACCCUGAACCUGUUGAAAUUUCCUAUUAUUAAUCCUACGUGUGACAGAAUAUUCCGAAGGCAGGAGAGGCUGAAAGAGGAGGCAACAAAAACAGAAGAUGAGUUAAGCAGUGAAGAAAAAAAGCACCUUAAUCACCUUAAAAAGCAAGGCUACCUAGUGGGAAGAGUUGGAAGAACAUUUCAACGGCAGAAAGCUAGCCCUGUGGUUGAAUUUGAUCCUGACAUGCUCUCCUACAGCAUGGAUGAAGAUCCCAAACAUUCCCCUAAGAAGCGUGAGAAAAGGGAGGAGUUCACACACAAUGAAGUGAAGGAUGCUCGGUGGUGUUUCGACACUCCAGGAAUUGUAAAGGAAGACUGUGUUUUGAAUCUCCUAACAGAGAAAGAAGUAAAGCUGGUUUUGCCAACAGUUGCCAUUGUUCCACGGACCUUCAUUCUCAAGCCAGGAACGACCUUGUUUUUAGCAGCCUUGGGACGUAUAGACUACUUACAGGGAGAAAAGUCUGCCUGGUUUUCUGUCGUGGCUUCUAACCUGUUGCCAGUCCACGUCACUACCCUGAGUAACGCAGAUGCCAUCUACGAGAAGCACGCUGGCCGAGAGUUACUAAAGGUUCCCAUGGGUGGGGAAGAGCGAAUGAAAGAGUUCCCCCCACUUGUCCCUCAGGACAUUACACUGAAAGGAAUUGGUACCACUGAGGCAGUUGCAGAUAUCAAGCUUUCCUCUGCAGGAUGGGUGGCAGUGACAGCUCAUGCAGAAGAGGAAUUGCUACUCCGAGCUUAUACUCCCAAGGGCACCGCGUUGGUGGUGCGGGAGCCUCCCCUUUUGCCUUACAUCAGUUCCAUCCGAGGGUCCCGGAUCGCAGGCACCGCUGCCUACAGGACCAAAAAGCCUCCCUCCCUUGUGGAAAACCUGAAAACCACGGGGAACAGAUAGCACUUCUUGUCAUCUGAACAAGGCAGAAGAUCCUCUGGAGAACCUUGUUGCUUAUUGAUAUUCAGAAGACCUUGGACUCCUUUUAAAAGGCAGACACGCUUUGGAAAGCAGGUGUAGGGGGAGCUCCAUAAGUUCAUACCUGAUGCAGUUGCUGAACUGCAGCCAUUUUGAAUGAGCUGAGUGGCUGGUACCUUGCUGUGAGAGGUGAAACAGCUUCUCCCUGGGAUCUACCAGUAUCUAUGAGCAAAUCCCUUUACCUGUCCCCUCUUGAAAUACGGGAUGGAAACUCACCUGCCUGACCUGGGCUGGCUCCACUGCUCCUAGAGUAGACAGCUUGUUGCAGACACGCUCCUUCAGGUCAGAAAUUGUCACCUUGUUCUUGGAGGCUUUAAAGUGUUUCCACAGUUACCGAGGUGGAGGGAAUUGGAAAGAACGGGGAAUGCCCUGUCAUGGUUGUGACUCUCCUCAUUGUAGUGGCUGAUACUGAUUCAACAUCGACCUUUCACUCCUUCAGAAUCUGAGGCAGAUGAGGAUGUGCAGUGCCCUGCUUUUGGACACAGGAGAGGUGAAUCAAUGAAAAACAGGUCUGCAGAUGUGCGUGAAGAGGAAACUUACAACUCACUGCUUUGAUUUGGUUUCUGCAGAUUGUGUAAAGGUUUUUGAAACUGAGGGUGUAAAAUAAAACUUUUCAAAUACAUUCUUUUGUAACCUUUUCAAAUAGUUGACAAAGCACUCUUGUGUGGGCAUGAGCAUCUUGACAAAUACAUGAAAGCUCCAACGCGAUAAUACCUGUGCUAAAUCUGCAGAGUGCGAGAGAGACAUAACCAGCCAGUUUGCUGAAGAAGAGGCAAAAAAGAGUAUUUUCUAAUCUCUCCUUACCAAUACUCUCACUUUUCCCUGUUCUGUUUUACCCACCCAAACUACUGAUGUCACAACCCAUCAAUCAGGGACACAGUACAUGUUGUAAAUUCUCAUCAGGCUGAACAAAGACACCAGGCCUGUGCCAGGGAGCUCCUGUGCUUUAUGGUACCAUCACCAUAACUCUGGCAACCAGGCCAGGAGUUAGACUCAAAAGGUCUUGGCCAAGAAACCCUUACAUUUUUUACAGUACACUUCUCAGAAUGGUGGCUAACAAGCCCUUAAUUUCUUACAGUACACUUCAGUAAGUUCUCAACUCCCACAAGAGUAUGGUGCCCAACCUGCCUAGCACAGCUGAUGAGGAGCUGCUCCUGCAGGAGGUGACAGCAAAGGUCCACUGUCUCGGCGUGCUGGCUGCAGCCUUCCUGUCCCACCCAAGUGUGGCUGCUCAGCGGUCUCUGGAUGGCUCAUGCCUCGAGUAAAUGCUGGUGGGGUGGCUGCCUGGAAGAGCAGGCUUAGGCCUGAUGGGAAAGGCUGCUGAGUGUGUUUUCAGAAGGCAGCUGGUCUGGGCUUCACCUGCAUGUGUGCAGGUGAAGGUGGUGGUGGGUUUUCUGCAGACUCCUCUGCAGAACCGCAACUUCUCUGUUGUUCCAGAUGCUGCUUCAUGUUUGCUGCUGGAAGUGCUGUGGCUCCUGUGCCUCCCCAGCUGGUGUCCAGAAUAAAACGAUCUUUUCCCUCCUCUGA
Molecule: messenger RNA, 2658 nt
Organism: Manacus vitellinus (golden-collared manakin)
Lineage: Eukaryota; Metazoa; Chordata; Aves; Passeriformes; Pipridae
Gene: NOA1
Product: nitric oxide associated 1
Exons: 7
Coding region: 1-1056 (351 amino acids)
Source: RefSeq, a predicted model, not a curated record